Messenger RNA from Ixodes scapularis (black-legged tick), 1256 nucleotides. Its product is annotated as nesprin-1-like. The record is from RefSeq and is a predicted model, not a curated record. Gene Ontology annotation, cellular component: cytoplasm; nuclear outer membrane; meiotic nuclear membrane microtubule tethering complex. Gene Ontology annotation, biological process: nuclear migration. Bases 267 to 1256 code for a protein of 329 amino acids. The transcript is spliced from 5 exons. Gene Ontology annotation, molecular function: actin filament binding. NCBI's taxonomy places the organism in Eukaryota, Metazoa, Arthropoda, Arachnida, Ixodida, Ixodidae.
UAUUUGCUGCAAAUUCACAACCAGGUAUUUUUAUUCCUCGUGGUGCAUUUGCUGUAAUUAUAUCUCGAAUGCUUUAUGCAAGUGUGUCUUAGCGCAGUGAAGCUUACGGCGUCACAUCCUUAACCGAGUAUUUUUAUCUCGCUCGCGCACCCCAGAGCUACUUGGGGCUAUGCCGGGAAGUGGAGUCCCACCGGGACCUGUACGGGCGCCUGCAGCGUCGCGCGGCUCGCUCCGACGGCACGGUGCUCAGCCAGGCCUGGCCCCUAAUGGAGGGCCGCUGGAAGGCCCUGGAGGCCGGGCUGGCCCAGUGGCGCCUGAGGCUGGACCGGGGCCUGCCCGGCCGCCUGGCGCAAGUGGCCGAGUGGCUGGCACAGACCGAGGAGCAGUUGAGGAACGACCCCCUGCCGCAGGGGCAGCUGGACGGCGCGGCGGUGGCCGCCAAACUGGCUGAGUACCAGUCGCUCCUGGCUGACUUAGAAGAUGUAGGGAAGUGGCUGGCAGAGCAGAAAGCUUCCCCCGCCGUGGUGGCCGCCGUGGCGCCCGAACACAUUGCCGAGCUGCAGAGGCGCGUCACGGACCUUUCGUCCUCCGUGCGGAAGCGUCUGCUCCUCUUGGACAUGGAGCGGCGCAAGCACGCCCUCCUGACCCUGGUGCGGUCCGUGGAACAGCAUUUGGCACAGCUGGAGCUCAAGCAUGGAUCUCGGCAGCAGGUGGAAGAGCUCCUGAAGAAGCACAAGGAACUGCUGGAGAGGGACCAGGUGUUUCAGCAGUUUGAACGGCUCUUCCGGGAACUCCAGGAAGCGCUGGACAUGUGCCAGCGGGGGUCUGCACUUGGUUUCCAAGAGGUUGACGACCAGGCAAGGUACCUAGGCGAGGUGCACGAACACUGGGCCACCCUGUCGGCUCGUCUUCGCACGGCGGGCAGCGUCCUGGCGGAAGUGGCGGCGCAGUGGCAGCAGUACGACGCCCACUACGGACCGGUCGUGCAGUGGCUCGACCGGGCCGAGAUCGUACUCCGAUCCGCGCCGGAGCAACAACAGGAGUUCUUCAAUGACCUUCCCAGCUGGAAUGAAAAGAAAAAGUGCGUAGUUGAUUCUGGCCAGUACCUCGCCGCAACGAGCAGGGAUGACCUGGCGUCAACGCUCCGUUCCCAAGUGCAAGGAGUGAAGCAACGCUGGGAUGCACUCUACCCGCAGGUAUGCAGACGCAACGGGUUCCAACUUGUCGCUGAAGCUGCACCGCUUUAUAAAAAGUAA